AUCCUGGAGGAGAACAUGAAGCUGGAGUGUAAGUGCCAUGGUGUAUCAGGCUCCUGUACCACAAAGACAUGCUGGACCACACUGCCACAGUUCCGGGAGCUGGGCUACGUGCUCAAGGACAAGUACAAUGAGGCCGUUCACGUGGAACCUGUGCGCGCCAGCCGCAAUAAGAGACCUACCUUCCUGAAAAUCAAGAAGCCACUAUCCUACCGCAAGCCCAUGGACACAGACCUGGUGUACAUUGAGAAGUCACCCAAUUACUGUGAGGAGGACCCCGUAACAGGCAGUGUAGGCACUCAGGGACGUGCCUGCAACAAGACGGCUCCCCAGGCCAGCGGCUGCGACCUCAUGUGCUGUGGUCGUGGUUACAACACCCACCAGUACGCCCGCGUGUGGCAAUGCAACUGCAAGUUCCACUGGUGCUGCUACGUCAAGUGCAACACCUGCAGUGAGCGCACCGAGAUGUACACCUGCAAGUGA
Castor canadensis (American beaver) is the source of this 480-nucleotide messenger RNA. The record is from RefSeq and is a predicted model, not a curated record. NCBI's taxonomy places the organism in Eukaryota, Metazoa, Chordata, Mammalia, Rodentia, Castoridae.